AUGUCGUACCUCGGCGACCUGAACAUCAUGUCAUACCUGGAUAUGAAGCUCCGCUUCCUGGAUGCUAUCCGUUCAUUGAAGGCUUCCCAGAUAAACCUCAAGGCUUCGUUCCUCUGGCGUCUGCUCCCGCAUUCGCUCAACUACUUGAGCCCCCGAGUCGAGGAACCGGAAAAGUUCGAGACCCAGAAGUUCCCCAAACCGGCCGGCAAACCGCUGCCGGAGGACUAUACUAUCCGUGGACUGUUGUGGACCCAGUCUGGUCGUCCGCAGAAGUACUUCGGGGUGGCCGAGGUAGGGGAUGAUGAGAGUAUGUCUGAACCUAUCUUAUUGGGUGAAUAUCGGUGCGAGCGGGUUGUCUGGCCAGCCUUCCGCAUCGCCAAGGAAAGAGGUCGCAUCACCUAUGACCGUGAGACAGACCACCUCCCGCUCGCUCGCGAAUACGAAAAGCCCGACAUCUUCCGUGUCUGGAGUGUUCUGCACGGGGCCCUGGGGCGGAUGUGGCGGAACUUUGCACGAAACAGUCCAGCGCUGUUUCUAGUGAUACUAGCGACACUCGCAACCAAUCUGCCUCAUGUGGCAGCCUUUAACACACAUCAGGCAAAAGCUGCCCUGAGCAUUGCCGGCCGAACCAUAACAGGGAGCUCGGCCGUCAGUGUAGUCGUCCUCGAGACCAACAAGGAGGACAUCAACCCGCUAUGGCGGAUUCUCUCGUACUCGCUCUGGUGCGUGGGGUUCCUCGGAUGCGCCGUGCUGACGCUUCGAAGCCGACAAGCCCAGCACAGAAGAGCCUUUCUCGGCGCCACUAUCCUUCUCGCUGCCCAUCUCUAUGGGUACCUGGGCGGCAAGGACAAGUCCAUUGGCGAGAGCCUUGCCACAUCCGGGCCCUUGGCCCUGACAGUCAGCCUCUACCUGAUGGAUGUGCUUUUCGACGCAAGACCCGACCUUGUACAGGCUGCCAUCGGCGUCUAA
This is a messenger RNA of Pyricularia grisea, 969 nucleotides long. RefSeq lists its product as uncharacterized. The transcript has a single exon. NCBI's taxonomy places the organism in Eukaryota, Fungi, Ascomycota, Sordariomycetes, Magnaporthales, Pyriculariaceae. The coding region runs from base 1 to 969 and encodes 322 amino acids. The record is from RefSeq and is a predicted model, not a curated record.